AUGGCCUUUCUGCCCUGUCUUUGGCUGUUAGCUGAUCUGGUGACUCUCCGUGUCGGCGCGGCGAGCCCAAACCGCUGGAGCUCCAUGCCGAACCGCUGCACCGCGGGCAGCAACUGCGUGGUGCCUGCAGACGAGCAUUGGCUCCUUGAUUGGUCCCCACCCGAGCUUGCUUCGUUGACGAUCCGGGGCAAGCUGGAGUGGGACAGUGGCAUCGAUGACCUGCAGCUAACAGCUGGAUACGUGCUCGUGGAAGGCAAGGGCAUCCUCGAGAUCGGAACAGAGAGCCAGCCGAUGUCUAACCUGGCCACCAUCAACCUGACUGACGCGCAGGCGUCUCCGCACCCAACGCUUGGAAGUCGCUUCCUUGCCGGCCAAGACAAGGCACAGAUCCACAUGCAUGGCCGGCCUCUCGGCACAUGGACUUUGCUGGCAAGAGACGUGGCCAAGGGCGAGUCCGAGAUAGAGCUGAAGGAGGACCCCCGGGCACUGUCCUGGCGGAUAGGCGAUGUGAUCGGAAUCGCGACGACAAAUCGUGGCCGAACGCAGCCGUACAAGAUCGUGGAACUCGGCCUUGCUGGCAGCAAGACAGUCAAGAUUGAUCCGCCUGCGGCGGCAGACUACUGGGGAGGUUGGCGACCGAUUCACCACGCUUCCGGUCGAUCUUCCGCGGACUUCAACAAGAGCUUCGAGCUCGCAGCUGAAGUCGUGAACUUGCAGAGAUCUGUGGUCAUCACCGGGCCGCCCAAUUGGGACACGGCCGAUUGGAAGGGGCUUCAUACACUGAUGACCGGCCAUGGUUUCAUGGACGCUCGCUACAUCCGCGUGGAGAAUUGUGGGCAGCCACCGCAUCAGGGGAGAUAUUGCCUGCAUUUCCACUUGAUGCACCGCUGCCCCCGCUGUGUCCUCCACGGCAACGCCGUGGUCAACUCCACACAGGUCGGCAUCACGGUCCACGGCACCCACCAAGCCAGGGUGUCGAGCAACAUCCUCUGGAACACCAUGUCUGCCGGCGUGUAUGUGGAGGAUGGUAACGAGAUGAACAAUACCUUUGAGGAGAAUAUCUUGAUAUGCAUGCAUCAGGUGCCGCCGAUCAACCCCCUACCUUGCAACAAGGGCGACACGGGCAUCUGCCCUGAAGCUCGACGGGGCUGCACCUACGACAUGUUCAACCAGGGUGGCCGGCUCGGCGGCUUCUUUGUUAUUGGCAUGACCAACGAUUUCAUAAGGAACCGCGUUGUGAACAUGGAGAAUUGCUUUUGGUUCAAAGGCACGGCAGAUCCAGCUGGCCGGGGGCAUGCAGCAGGCAAGGUGUGCCCUGUGCACCUGCCUUUGGGCCGCAUACGUGGCAAUGUGUGUCACGACAACCGGCGCUUCGGCAUGUACCUCGACAGCCAGCAGCCCCGUAUGCUGCCGAGAGAUGAGAACGGGUUUGUGGCAGAUAUUCACGAUCCAACCUCUAGCUGUUUUAAUGAGGUGACUCCCACUGGACAAGACGCGGGUGUGGUUCCAGCCAACGUCGUCGAAGACGAGUUGGACUGGCACAACGAGUUCGUGGGCCAGUACAUUUUGACAGACGUCCGUUAUGUGCGCUAUGUCGGUAUAAACAACAUGCACUGCAUGUACUGGAAAUCGUCGAAGAAGUUUGCGGAUGAAGGGCGGUACCACGUGGCGGACUCCAUGUGCAUUAAUGUACCCAGUGGCGGCCUUUUCUCCUGGCCUGCCGGGCAAUUCCUCGGACCUGCCGGGGCUUUCACAUUUGGCCUCAAGAAUGUCACCUUUGUGGGCAACCCUGGUGCCAGCGGCGCCCUAUCCGCUGGGCAGCACUGUAUGGAUGGCGGAGCCGGCGGACCAUGCAACGUUCAGUACCUGCUGGAGGACGUGGACUUUUCGGCCGUGUCCAAGUCCACGAAGCUCAUCCAAUUCGGGGUGAACAGCAAGCCCGAGGGCAAGGUGCUGCCGGUCUUCCUGGCACGCGAUGGCUCCCUCGGGGGCUUCCGAUCAAUUGUGAGCAGCCAUCUCGAUGGCUUCCUCGAUCAGGGAUGUGAGAAGCUGGGGUUGGACUGGGACUCUGGUUUUGGAUGCAAUUUCCCUGUGCGACGCCUCAGCGUUUGGACACCGGCAGCCGUGGCUGGCGACGUUCAGCUUUCUGGACCGGGCUUCACCGGGGUAGCUCCGAACUACCAGUUCCCCAGCUUCGGUGGGAAUGCCGGACUCCUUUCCUAUGCGAUGAACUACAACGGCUACGGCGCACUGGCAAUACCUGGCCGGGUGUAUGAGCUGACUGGCGAAUGGAGGGAUGGCCCCAUGGUCGACGUGGACUUCUCGGAUGGCGCCUUGCCCGGCUACUUCGGCGAUGCAGACGAGGAGGUCACCCUGAAGACCUCUCUGGGAACAUGCACCCUUCGCUCGUCGAAGGCGCACCCUCCAUUCACCGGACGCCUGGGUCCAGUUCCUGGGGCGCCGCAGAGCGACUGCGGGACGAAGCUUUUCAAUCCCACGCCAGCGCAACCAAGCGGCGAAGCAGUUGUGGAAGGUGUGAACAUCGCCCUGAAUCGGCCCACCGUCGCCUCCUCGACUGAGGGCGGCAAUCCCAAUCUCAGCUCGAAUCGGGCCGUGGACGGAUCGUCAGAGACGCGGUGGGGCUCCGCCUUCUCAGACGGUGAAUGGCUAGCGAUCGACCUCGGGGUAGUUUACGAGCUCUUCGCAGUAUCUAUCGACUGGGAAGCUGCCUAUGCAAGCACCUACUCCGUGCAGCUGCGGUCGAAUGAAGCCGAACCCUGGCAUACCGCAGCAGAGGCGGUGAAUGGACACGAGGGGCAGGUUCAGACGAUCUUCCCGGAGCAUAAUGCGCGCUACGUCAGAAUCGUUUGUCAGACGAGGGCCACUCCCUGGGGCUGCAGCAUCAAAGAGCUGCAGGUGUUCCCGACCUACCUUGGCCUCUUCGAGCCUGUAGAUGGCGGCACCGACCGAGCCUGCAGAGGAGAGUCUUCUUCGGACAACUCUCCUGCACAUUACACCGUGGUCCAGAAGGACAGCCUAAAACUGUGCAAGAAGGCUUGCGAGGAGACCCCCAACUGCGUGGGAGUGGAGUACAGCAGCGCUCGCUGCGAGCUGUGGACUCGACGCGAUCGAAUCGGCGCUUCCAUCGCGCUGACCGGGUUCACGUGCCUUCACUUCCUGCGACCAAGCUCCGAAUGCCAAGCCCUCUUCGAAGGGGUGGAUGGCUCAGAGGGACGAGCUUGCCGUGGAAAUGGGCCGGGUGACAACUCGUUUACAUACUACUAUGUCAGAAACGCCGAGUCUAUCGACAGCUGUCAAGCAUUCUGUGAGGGAGAUGCAAACUGUGUCGGCAUGGAGUACAGUGCUUCGCGCUGUGAGGUCUGGAUCCGGCCAGAGGGAAUCCAAGCGAGCAUUCAGCUUCCGGGAUUCAGCUGCCGGCGCAUCGUUCGCUGGGGCACCGGCUGCUCCAGCCUCCCGGGCCCCGCCGCCGACCCAGGGCACGAGCCCGUCACCAGCACCUUCAUCGCGGCGGUUUCAACCCCAACAGCUUGGAUUGUUUGCGCUUUGGUAGUAUCGGUGGCGCUUCUGGCUGUGUUGGCACUGUGUUGGUGGAAGAAGAGAGCCUGGCCGAGCGACGCACGGACCCCCACUACCCCGAAGUCCGAUGUCGAGAAGCAACACUUCCUCAUCUGA
This is a messenger RNA of Symbiodinium sp. CCMP2592, 3693 nucleotides long. Lineage: Eukaryota; Dinophyceae; Suessiales; Symbiodiniaceae. The record is from the annotation of a GenBank genome assembly.